Molecule: messenger RNA, 5869 nt
Organism: Amphiprion ocellaris (clown anemonefish)
Lineage: Eukaryota; Metazoa; Chordata; Actinopteri; Pomacentridae
Gene: reck
Product: reversion-inducing-cysteine-rich protein with kazal motifs
Exons: 21
Coding region: 112-2991 (959 amino acids)
Biological process (GO): sprouting angiogenesis; extracellular matrix organization; blood vessel maturation
Cellular component (GO): plasma membrane
Molecular function (GO): metalloendopeptidase inhibitor activity; protein binding
Source: RefSeq, a predicted model, not a curated record
GGAGUGUGGAGGCAGAGAGAGAAAGUUCACAGGGAUCCAUGGAGCGGCAUGUCGCAGCACCAGUGUUUUCUACGUCUUCUUGUCCACGAUGCACUUUAGGAUUUCAGUAAGAUGCGUGUGUGUUUCCAGAUAAUUAGCUUCCUCCUCUCCGUGAACUUUCACUGCCAGCCGCUGCGAGCUCAGGAUCCCUCCUGUUGCCACCAUGCUGCCGAGUUCUCGCCUUGCAAAGAAGCUUGUGACCAGCUUGCAACUAUAAAGAGUGAGUCACGUCUGAAGCAUCUCCUCCAAAGGUUACCUGGUUACUGUCCAGAGUCUAUGAAUGAACUUUGGAUGUGCAUCAACUCCACACUUCCAGGAGUAUCCAGGAAGUCGGAUGGCUGGGUGGGGCUGGGCUGCUGUGAGCUGGCUAUCUCAGCCGAGUGUCGCAGGGAAUGCAGACAGGCAACAUCUAAAAAUGACAUAACAAAAGUCUGCAAGAAAGUCACAGAGAACUCCCUCUACAGCUGCAUCACCAAAAAUGAAAUGGGCUCUACAUGUUGUAGCUAUGCAGGGCGUCACACCACCUGCAGGGACUACUGUCAGGCAAUCUUCAGGACCGACUCGACCCCCACUGUGUCACAGAUCAGUGCUGUCAAAGACUACUGUCAGAGUCACAGCGCCCAGCUGCUCAGCUGCGUCAGCAACUUCACCAAGUCCUACCCAAUACGCAGCCCUAUAGACAGUCUGUAUUGCUGCGACCGGGCACAGGCCACCCACUGCCAGGUGGCUUGUCGUCGAAUCCUUCGCACCAUGAGCACAGAGCAUGAGAUCAUGGAGGGUCUAAUCAAGGAAUGUGGCUCCCAGCCCCUCCCGCAGGAGCCCAUGUGGCAGUGCUUUCUAGGCAGUGCCCACCCUCCUUCCCCGCCUGAAGAAGAGACUCCCCAUCCCGCAAAGAUGGACUGUGCCAAGCUGCACUGCUGCUCCAAAGCCAAUACCUCACUCUGCAGGGACAUGUGUCAGGAGAUCAGCACAAACUGGGGCAGCCAGACGUGGCAGGACUUCGACCAGCUCUGUGAGUACAACCCAGUAGAGACGGAGCUCAUCAACUGCCUGGCUGAUGUCAGAGAGCCCUGCCAGCUGGGCUGCAAGGACCUCACCUACUGCACCAACUUCAACAACAGGCCAACAGACUUGUUCCGCAGCUGUAACGUCCAGUCAGAUCAGGGCGCCAUGAACGACAUCAAACUGUGGUCCAAUGGGACGAUCAAGAUGCCGUUCAUGAACAUCCCUGUGCUGGACAUACGGAAGUGUCUGCCGGACAUGUGGAAGGCCGUGGCCUGUUCCCUGCAGAUCAAACCCUGCCACAGCAAGUCCAGAGGGAGUGUCAUAUGCAAGUCAGAUUGUGUGGACAUUCUGACCCAAUGUGGGGACAAGAAACGUUUUCACGAAGGACAAACACCAGAGAGAAUCUGUGAGUUGCUUUCACCCAUUGAUGACCCUGAACGCUGCAUCCCACUCCACAGAUACCUCAUGCCCAGUUCUCUCGGCAAUAACAUUGUUGAGGAGGUCAUCCAUCCAUGUAACCCUAACCCCUGUCCCAGCAACCACUUGUGCCAGGUCAACAGGAAGGGCUGCCUUGACGAGCUCAACUGUCAGCCUUACCUUUGUGUGCCAGGCUGUAAAUUGGGCGAGGCCUCUGAGUUUCUGGUGCAGCAGGACACUCGUAUCCAAGUGCCGACUCGCACUGGUCCUGCUGGGUGCUACGAGGUGUGCAGCUGUGGACCCAGUGGGCGCCUGGAGAACUGUGUGGAGAUGCCCUGCGUGGACACCAACAAACCCUGCAUUGUAGGAGGCCAGAGGAAGAGCCAUGGGACGUCUUUCAGGAUCAACUGUCACAGCUGCUCCUGCUUUGCUGGUGACACCAUCUGCUCCACUAGAGAGUGUUUCGGCUUCAGCAACUCAGAUGAUGACCAUCGACACUUUACUGGUCUUCCCUGUAGCUGUCCAGACCGCUUCGUGCCAGUAUGUGCCUCUAAUGGGCGGACUUAUCCCAGUGCCUGUGUGGCUCGCUGUAUGGGAUUCAAGGACCAUCAGUUUGUCUUUGGCCAGUGCCGCCUGAGUAACCCAUGCGCCAACAAACCCUGCCAGAGAAACCAGAGAUGUAUCCCAAAGUAUCGUGUAUGUCUGAGUGACUCGUCAGACUGUCUGCAGUACGAGUGUAUUGGCCGGCCAGCAGCCUGCGAUAAGAACAGUGUGGAGCCCGCCUGUGAUACUGAUGGCCUGGUCCAUCCCAAUCUGUGCCAGCUGCAGCAAGCUGGGAAAACCCUGGCCUACAUGGGCCACUGCCAGGAUGCCUGCAGGAAGCCACAGCAAGUCUGUGGACACAAUGGUGAGACCUACAACACAGUGUGCGACGCCUUCUCUGACCGGGUGGCUGUGGACUACAGGGGCCCCUGCCAUGCUGUGGGGGCCGUGUCCGAUGGGGCUCCUGACUCAGCCUGCAGUUUGGUUCCCUGUCCAGCUCUCUCCACUCCAGGCUGCCGUCCUGUCACCCCACCCGGAGCCUGCUGUCCCAUAUGUGCCAGCAUGCUGCAGAUCCUCUGGAACAAAGAACAGAUGAACACAUUCUCUAAGUUGAAUAAGAACAAGCCGGUGAUGGUCCACGACGUCCUUCAAACCCUGCGGCUUCACGUUUCAGUGCCACAGUGCGACGUCUUUGGCUACCUGAGCAUCGACCAUGAGCUGGUGGUCCUCAUCGCCCCAGUGGACCAGCAGCCGACACCGCUGCAGAUUGAAGCCUGCAGUAAGGAGGCUGAGAAGAUUGAUUCCCUCAUCAAUUAUUCCAGCCCCACUCUGGUCUCCCACGUCCCCCUCUCUGCCUUUCUUACCUCUGAGAUCAAGACCUCCUCCAUCCACUCCUCUGGGAGCACAGUGCCUUCCCCUCUGCCCCCCGUCCUGUACUUGCUCCUUGGCCUCCUUGUUAUGGCAGCACCUGGCCUCCACCAGCUCUAAGUGGUUAUUAUCCCAACCCAGUGUCCCCCUCACUAACUCUGAGUGUUCCAAAGUGCCCCCAGACCCUUCCUGGGAUGAUGUGGUGAGGUGAGUGUGUUCAGGCGGCCACGGAGCAAGAAGAGGCAGCGGUGAUGACAAUCAUUCCUAUUGACUGACCUGCGUUUCAAACAAUCAAGGCAGUGGAAAAGCUAUUAUUAUGGAAAGCUUUUGUAUGAACAGUAUUAUUCAAUGAUGAGCUCCUCGCUGGGCCUCCUUCCAGUGAAGUGUGCUUAAGUGUGAGUGUGUAUGUGUGACCUUUAAGAAGUAUUUGGCUUCAUACCAACAGUGUUUAUCCAUUAGUCCCAGCAGCAAGCUCUCUGAAAGCUGUUAAGUGGUAAUGUCAUUUUCAUCACUUAUUCUGCCUUGUGCCGAGGCUCUUUUUGGAUGUAUACUGAUCAGCCACAACAUUAAAGCCACUGAAAGGUGAGAUAAAUAACACUGAUCAUCUUUUUACGGUGCGUUGUUCUGCUGGGAAAUCUUGGGUUUCCACAUUUAUGUGGAUGUUACUUUGACGCAUACCACCUAAAUAUUGUUGCAGACUAAGCAUGCUUCCCCCAGCAGAACAGUAUACCCCCCCACACUGCAAAUACUGCUCAGGAACAGCUGGAGGGACACAAGCCCAAGGCGUUGAUCUGAUCUCCAAAAGUUGCCAUAUCCCAAAUUCACUGAGAUUGUGAGGGAUGAACUAACCUGAUCCACUGAGGCCCCACCUCACAAAACACAGGAACCAAAGGGUCCACUGACAACAUCCUGGUGUCAGACACUACAGGAUGCCAACAGAGGUCCUCUCUGUGUCUCACACAGUAUUCAUCAGGUGGUUUUAAUAUUGUCGCUGAUCAGGAGUAUGUGUGUGUUUAUGCACGUCUGUCAAACAAGGACACAAUAUCUUUGUCUAGCAGCACAUCUGUCAGACAAAUUACCUAAAAUUCCCUCAGCCACACGCACACACACGCAUACACACACACACACACACAGUGACUGAUGUCACUAAGUCCAGAAAUCUCUGUUCUUUGUAAAAUGCACAUUAGAUAGUCUGGUCAGCAUUUAAGUGGCACCUUUCAUCACUGUGGUGCAUGAGAAUGCAGUCUGUGGUGCACUGCACGGUGCAGUGCACGGUGCAGUGCACGGUGCAUGUACGUGUAUGUGAAGGGUAUAUGGACCUAGUGGUUGAACCUGUAACCUCAGCAGUGUUAGUGCUGUGCUCAUGGACUGAGCAAGCUCUGAUGAAACUAAUCAGCCUCCAAAUUCAGUUCUAACUACUGACCAAAGUGCCCCAAAUCUGGUAAGAUCAAAAGUCCAACUCAAAGAUCAAAUACUAAGGGAGCCCAGGUUCUGUUCUGAAGCAGCUCAGUGGUCAAACUGAGACCUAAAUCACUUUGAACUGCUGACAUGAAUGUUUCUCUAAAACAAACUUUCUAUCAUGUGGUGCUCAUAAGGUGCCAUUGAUGUAUGCAAGUACAUUCUGAGUGCAUCAGAGACAAAAUAAAUAGUAAAAAUAAUAUCACAAUGUUAUUCACAAUGGGAGUCGUAGAAGAUUCAAAUAAAUACACACAAAUUGAUAUAUUGUAUAAUUGAUCCUUUGUCAAAACAGUUCUUCAGGUUCCACAAGUCAUGCAUAAUUAGUAUUAAUGCAAAGGUCUUUAUAUGUUAGUUUUUUUAUUCCCUUGAUGUAAAUUUUAGUUCAGCCAACUAAUUGAUCAAUUGACUUAUCAUGUGUCAUCUCUUUUCCACAUGGACAUUAGGGAACUGAGACUUUAUAAAAUGAAUUCAGCACAGUUCUCACAACUUUUUAGCCAGUUUUUCAGACUUUUGUCACACAGUAAUGCAGCUGCUAAUGGAGGACAAGACGUCAAAACUCAAGGCUCUGUCUGGUGCAGUACAGCAUUGUUUAACAAGCUGAUUCCAGUAGACACAGACUCUGGCGUUAUGACACACUAAAUUAAUACGUUUUGUAUUGCUUUAAUUUUUUUUUACUGCCUUUGUCCUAUUAGAUGUUUAGAAUUCCCAGUAAAGACAUCACAGUGACAUGGACUAAUAGAUUUCUGUGUUGUGAGUCUAACUGAGGCACUGUAAUAGAGUAUUUUAUGAGCACCGCUUCUAAUAAAGGGCUACCCAGAUGUUUUCUCAACCGCAGGUGGACAGUCCAAUAUAGUAUAAAGCAGCAGAACAGCCUGGAUGGUCACUCCCUGUGUGUUAGGCCAGUAGUUCGGACAAGCAUUAAAAGGGAUGUUACCUUUCUGUACAUAAGAACUAGAAGCCAUUUAAUAAGAAAAGGACAAUCAGCUAGUCGCUACCUACAAUCCACUUUGGGUAGAGAAGAUUUUCCACCGUAUGCCUUGCAUAUAGUGUCUUAUAUGAAGUAAUAAUGAAAAUGCAAUAACUUUAUAUUUGUUAAAAAAAAAUGUCUCUAUAUUUGAUAUGUAUCUGAUAAUGGGUUGAAAUAACCUAUGUGCCAUGUCUUUUUAAACAAAUAGCUGUUAUUCCUUAUUGCAUGAUGACAAUUAUGAAGUGUGUUUACUCCAGAAUGUACCACAGUGUGUCGUCCUGUCCCGAGGUGUUUGUCUCUGCCUGUACAGCACAAUGUGUCCCCGUCUCUAACAGUAUUACUGUGCUAGGCAGCUCUGUAGCAGGGAAUCAUCACCAAAGGCUCCUCCAUCUAUUACUAUUAUUACUAUUCUUAUUACUGUUAUUAUUGUUGUUAUUAUUAUUAUGGUUACUGUUGUGUGUAUGUCCUCUGGAGCCUACAUGGAUUUGGAUUACUUUUCAAUAUUUUGUGUGUUAUCAGUGUUUAUUUCAUCUUAUAUCAGAAAAACACAAAAAAUUAAAGACUUCACACCUG